AUGCCUGACCAAACAAAUGCCUCUAAGAAAAAGUCUCAACAACUGAAAAGAAACCGAAAAAGAAAAAUUUAUGAGGAAGACGAGUUGUCAGAGAACGAGGUUAGAAAUAUAGUAAGAAAACAACAACCAGAGCAUCUUUCCUCUGAAGGGAAAACAAAAGAUACUAAUCUAAAACAGAUCAGGAUAGCGCCCAACAAGAGAAAAACCUGGAAACCCCUUUCAAAGACAAAUAGAGAACAGCUGCAAACUAUGAUGGAGUCAAUAAUAAUAACAAUUUUGAGUCACACUAUGGAAGAAAAUGAAAAAAUUCAGUACCAUCUUAACUUCCUGAAAAAAAGAUUGCUGCAAUUGUGUGAAACCCUGAAAGUCCCUCCCAGAAAUUUGAAAAAUAUAACUGAUGUGUCAAGUCUACUGAAAAUGGAAAAAGAACAGCACAGAGCUAAUGAAGAAGGACUGGCGUUAUUGCAAGAAGAAGUAGAUAAAAUGGUAGAGACUACAGAGUCAGUAACCAGGAAUAUUCAGAGCCUACAGCACAAAAUUCAAAUUAUCACAACUGAACUGGAAGAAGAAGAGGAGAAAGCAAAAGAGAUACUUCAUAUAGAUCAUCAUGGGAUACUUUGUCUUCCAGAACUUCCUCAGGAGAGUCUCAAAGCACCUAUACUUCAGGAAGAAAUUUUGGCACUAGUUCCAAAUAAGAAUGCUCUUCUAAAGGACUUGGAAACUCUUCAUAAAUCAACCCAGAUGAAGAACAUGUUAACCUUUAUCGAAGAAACCUAUAACAAACUAGAUGCCUCUUGA
Messenger RNA from Chrysochloris asiatica (Cape golden mole), 798 nucleotides. It is a transcript of the gene CENPQ, whose product is annotated as centromere protein Q. The transcript is spliced from 8 exons. The record is from RefSeq and is a predicted model, not a curated record. Bases 1 to 798 code for a protein of 265 amino acids. Lineage: Eukaryota; Metazoa; Chordata; Mammalia; Afrosoricida; Chrysochloridae.